AGAAGCGGCGAGGCGGACGAGCGUCCGGAGACUGCGGCGACGCGCUUGACCGAGAAGCGACGGCGGCGGCGACUCUCGAUCGGCCGAGAGAGGAGGUGGCGAGAUCCCGACGAAGAUGAUGUUCGGUAGGAUCAGACGAGAGGAGGUCUUCUCCGGCAAUGGCUGAUCGCCGCGAUGCCCGCGGCGUAUAAGCCGCUCUAUCGCGCGGACGACGACGACAACAUCAUCAUCAUCAUCAUCAUCAAAGUGUUCGCACAGCAGCCGAAUCCGGGAUCUACGCGUCCGUGAUCGCGAUCGUGACGAGCGAACGAGGAACGUGUACGGAGGAUGAAGGGACGGUCCCUCGUAAACGAGGAAUCGUUGCGUUGUCGCGAGUGAGUCGCGAGCGGUGUCGAGAAGUGUGAGCCAAGCUGCAGCGAGCGCGGCGAAACGCGCGUCGAGGGAGAAAGAGAGAGAGAGAGAGAGAGAGAGAGCGGGAGAGUCAAGUGGACGCGCGUCACUUCCGUAAACAAUCAUGAGCAAGGGUGAGUGAACGUCGACCCGCGUAGUGCCCCGAUCGGACGAAUCGGAUUUUCAGUGGAAGAAGUUUGCGUGAUCAGACGAACUAUUCAGACUCCGCGAAGCCGCAAAGUUUAAUAUUCGCGUCUUGGACUAUUGUGACGAUCGUUCGAGAUAACGAUACUGUGAAGACGUGGUGAACAGUUGCCGAAUGUUAGACGAGAGGAUCAAUGAAGACUGACUCGAUCCUCUCGAGACAAUAGUAAGGUGACAGUGAAGAGCGCGUGGCAAGUGAAAAAGGACCGAUCAGGAUCAGACUGCUCCGUGAUCAAGUGAGUUUAUCACUUUUCCUAUUUUUCUUUCCUUUCAUCCUUAAAUUUUCACGAUUAAGACACAGUUUAUAUUCGCCAAAUGAAACGUCAAGGACCAAAUUGAUCGACGUACAUGGAUCCUUAGCGCUUUUGACAAGCUCUCGAAGGGGAUUCGGUCAGCGUUGGUCAGACUCAAUAAAAUAUACUCUCAGUGCGACAUGAGACAUGAAAUGCAACGCGCUCGUUUCAGCCGGACGAAAAUCGGCAUCUCGAUCCCGAUCAACCGCGAUUCGCUAGUAUUCUUGACAUUAUCGUGCGCGAUCUUGGACCCCUUGUACCAAAUAACCGGGUUCGCACUGUAAUUCACAUCCGAAUCGUGGAAAAGUCGUCGGUUUCGAAAAACAGCCCGAUUCGACACGCUCGGGGUAACAUCGAAUCCAGUGUCUAGACGGCAGAGGGACGGCAGAAGGACGAGGAAACGAAAGAGGAGGACGAGGACGAGAAGGUGGAAGAGAAGGAGGCGGGGGUGGAGGUGACGAGAAGAGAGCGGGCAGCGCCAAGGAGGAGGAAGAAACUUCCUCGGCGCGCGGUCGUACGAAAACACGGGCGCGAAACGUGCGUUUGUAAUUUGGCGUGGCUGCCUUCGAGGAUGAGCGACGGCGGUCAUGCCGUGUAAUUCGAAGGUGUACCACGCCACCGUCGCAUCGUGCACGAUCGUCGCCGUCGUCGUCAUCGCCGCCACCGCCGCCGCCGCCGCCACCACCACCGCCGUCAUCGCCGUCGUCGUCGUGGUGAAGCUGAGAUUGAGACACGGCAGAGUCGCAGAGACACCGCCGGAAAGAUGAGCUCGAUCGACUUCGACGAGGUGCUGGUACACGUGGGAGAGAAGGGCCGAUACCAGAACAUCAUGUACUACUUGCUGUGCAUACCCGCCACCCUACCGGCCGCCUUCCUGGCGUUCUCGCAAGUGUUCGUGAGUGCCUCGCCAGAACACUGGUGCAGGAUACCGGAGUUGGAGAACCUGACGGAUCUGAUGUCGUUGGAGGAGAGGAAGGCGCUCUCGCUGCCCUACACGGUCAAGCCCGACGGCAGGAGGAUCUACUCCAAGUGUCACAUGUACGACGUGAAUUACACGGAGAUAAUUGAUUCGUGGCUGCGAUACGCCGACGAUCUGCAGAACGCCACCGACGACACGUUGCCGUCGACCACGACGUUUCGUCCGUCAACGAGCCGAUCGCCGCCGGUCAGCAGCCCCGACUGGCCGACCACCAAGUGCCGAUACGGGUGGAACUACGACACCAGGGACUACGACAGUACCCUUGUGACCGAGCUAGAUCUGGUAUGUGACAACAGCUGGUGGCCUUCCACGUCGACGACUUUCUUCUACGUGGGCAGUCUCUUCGGCAAUGUCGUGUUCGGUUGGAUCGCCGACAAAUGGGGCCGAAGAACAGCCUUCUUCGCCAUCCUGUUCCUCGAGGUGAUAUUCUCCAUCGCCACGAGCUUCAGUCCGAAUUACGUGAUCUACACCGCGCUGAGGACUGUGAAUGGUCUCUUUUUUCCUGCCAUUUAUCAGAUACCUUUUAUACUUGGUAAGUUGAUCACGCGUAAUUUACAAGCUGUUUAAUCAUCAAAUUUUAAGCAAAAAUAUACAUGACCAUACAUGUACUACAACACAAAAGUUCAAGAAAUAUUUAUAAUCUACUUUGGACAAUCUUUAAUUUGCAACAAAAUUUGAGAUAAACUUGUAGAGAAAUUUUAUCU
Formica exsecta is the source of this 2570-nucleotide messenger RNA. RefSeq names its product beta-alanine transporter-like. Bases 1651 to 2433 code for a protein of 260 amino acids. Gene Ontology annotation, biological process: transmembrane transport. The record is from RefSeq and is a predicted model, not a curated record. Gene Ontology annotation, molecular function: transmembrane transporter activity. The transcript has 3 exons. Lineage: Eukaryota; Metazoa; Arthropoda; Insecta; Hymenoptera; Formicidae. Gene Ontology annotation, cellular component: membrane.